CGCAAAACACAUUGGAGGAGAAGGUCAGAGGGGAGGGACCUCUGGAUUUCUCAUCCAAUGGGUUUUGAGAAGGAGAGGCGUGCGGACGCUCGAAGUAUUCAAAUUGAGGCCUUGGUAUCCAGUAAUGCCAUUCGGCCUCUGCUCUUGUCAAUAUACAAAAUGGCAGCCACCAUUGGGAGACUAUUAAAGACCUCUGCAAAGGUUGCAACUGGAGGACUGAAAGUAUCAGCCUCGCCACAUGGAAAUUCAGUGAGCAAGGCCUCAAGAAUUUUGAUCUGUCCUGUACUGCAGAAAACCUGUUUCUCCACCAGUACAGCUGGAUGGGCUCCAGCUGUCACUCAGCACGCACCACAUUUUAAAGCUACAGCUGUCCACAAUGGCGAGUUCAAGGAGAUGAGCCUAGAUGACUUUAAGGGCAAAUACCUGGUCCUUUUCUUCUACCCUCUCGAUUUCACGUUUGUUUGUCCGACAGAGAUCAUCUCAUUCAGUGACAAGGCCAGCGAGUUCCAUGACAUCAACUGUGAAGUAGUGGGCGUGUCAGUGGAUUCGCACUUCACCCACCUGGCAUGGAUAAACACCCCUCGCAAGGCUGGAGGUUUGGGUGACAUCCACAUCCCCCUGCUGGCAGACCUCAACAAACAGGUGUCCAGAGACUAUGGCAUACUUCUGGAGGGUCCUGGCAUUGCACUGAGGGGACUGUUUAUCAUUGAUCCAAAUGGUGUGGUGAAGCACAUGAGCGUCAACGACCUGCCAGUGGGCCGCUGUGUGGAUGAGACCCUGCGUCUGGUGAGGGCCUUCCAGUUUGUGGAGACUCACGGUGAAGUGUGCCCUGCUAGCUGGACCCCCGACUCUCCUACGAUCAAGCCAACUCCAGAAGGUUCAAAGGAGUACUUUGAGAAAGUCAACAACUAGAUGAUACACUUCACAGCUUUAAUAAAUCAAUUAACUUAUCCAGAAUUGAAAAACUAUAGAUAUACCAAAUACUUUCCAUUAGUUUAGUUUUAAAGUAAAUGGAAAUAAAGAUUUGAAGUGGUCAGUUGUCUGAGUUGAAACAUUC
Salvelinus fontinalis (brook trout) is the source of this 1057-nucleotide messenger RNA. RefSeq names its product thioredoxin-dependent peroxide reductase, mitochondrial-like. Lineage: Eukaryota; Metazoa; Chordata; Actinopteri; Salmoniformes; Salmonidae. The record is from RefSeq and is a predicted model, not a curated record. The coding region runs from base 58 to 912 and encodes 284 amino acids. Gene Ontology annotation, biological process: cell redox homeostasis; hydrogen peroxide catabolic process; cellular response to stress. Gene Ontology annotation, cellular component: mitochondrion; cytosol. Gene Ontology annotation, molecular function: thioredoxin peroxidase activity. The transcript is spliced from 7 exons.